GCUCGCGAGGUGCAUACGGACUUCCCAGUGCUACGGUAAACACAGAGCAAGACGGGCUUGGCGUUACUUGGUAAUAUAUAAUAAAGGAGUUACCAAGACGGAAUAUCGUAAAGCAGAAGAGACUAUCGUAAUGAACUAACGGAUGAAUAAGUGACUAACUAUGAAAUGCUAACAGUUUAGCAUGUUCCGUGUAAGCAAUUAUUGAAGUAAUCAUUCGCAAAUUUUUGUUAACCUGUCUUGUCACUAAAUUCCUUGAUUUUAGAAAUGACUGACUGAUUCAGAAGGGUUGCACUUAAACUGCACAAGAAAAUAUACUGAUCUCCAUAUCUUCGAAAUGCAAAGGGUCUUAGAGGAAAGCGAGCCUUUGCUCGCGAGUUCCCGGCGGAAUGGCCCAGCUCGCCCCGCUGGCGGAUGGCGAUCCCGCUUUAAGAACUUCUUCUCUUCGAUCACUGUGGAGCCUGCGCUGCUUCUUUACAUGCUGGCGUAUGGCCUUUGCUUUGUGUACACCACGCAAAUAUGGGUGGAGAAGGUCUGCUACUUCCAUUUUCACUACGACGAAGAAAUUUGCAAGAACCUGGACACGGGUAAGUACCCCGAGGAGCAGAGCGCCGUGCACCGCAUGACGACGCGCUACAACGUGUAUAACCACCUCAUCGAGUACCUCCCCGCCGCCCUUAUCGUCCUUGUCCUGGGCGCGUGGAGCGAUACCCGCGAUCGCCGCCUGCCCAUCAUUAUCCCCAUGGUAGGAAUAGCCAUCAUGAAAUUAGGCCUUGCAGCUAAUGCCUACUGGUGGACGCUCCUUCCGGACUACAUCUUGCUCGCCUACGUCCCCGUGGGCCUGACGGGCGCCGCCAUGACCAUAUUCAUGGGCGGCUACGCCUAUGUCGCCGUGGCCUCAGGACAACGGGCGCGCACCUCCCGCAUCUCCAUGAUCGGGGUGGUGUCGGUGCUCGGGGCCACGGUGGGACAGGUGCUCGGGCUGCUGGUAUACGCCUCCUGGGGGUACGUCGGCGUGUUCUUGGUCGGGGCGCUCCUUCUGGGCGUCGCGGCGGUCUACGGACUCGCGAGACUCGAGAAGAAACCCGGAACAAGUGACGAGGCCGAGCUGCGGCAAGACAGGCCCAUCCGGGAAAUUCUCUCUCUUGCACAGCUGAAAGAGACGCUGCUGACGCCCUUCAGGAGGCGGAGGGACCAAGGACGAUGUCACGUCAUCGGCCACAUCGUCGUUAUCUUACUCUUCCUCUCCACUUACGGAUCCCUCAACUAUAAUUUCCUGUACACUCGGAUAAGGUUCUCGUGGGACUACAAGAAUUUCACCAAAUGGUCGAUAACAGACACCUGCCUCCUGUCUCUUGGCCCGUUGGUGAUUGUGCCUGUGAUGAGUUACUUGUGGCAGGUGGAGGACUCCCUUAUUGGCUUCCUCGGCGGCGUGUCCUUGCUCUUCUGUUACGUCCUCCGAGCCACCGCUUACGUCGAUUGGAUCCUCUAUUUGGCGUCGGUUAUAGGCCUAGGGCAAGGCCUAAUCGUCAUGGCCUCAAGAGGUGCCAUAUCGAAAACAGUGACAGAGGAAGAAACAGCCAAGAUAUUCGCAGUUCUCGGGGCGUUCGAGGCCGGCGUCCCAGCUCUCUCGGCCCUUGUUUACACUGCUAUUUACAACAACUUUCUCGAGACAUUCCCCGGAGCCAUCUACGUCUUUACGGCCUUCAUCGCUGUCGUUAUCUGUUGCCUAUAUGUUUCCAUGUGCGGCAGACAACCCACGGAGCGUCGGGAUGAAAAUGGGCCAUAAUUAACCGGAGCCACAACGGCGAUUCCCAACCCGAGAUCCCAAACCUUUGUCAGAGGUUCCGCAUUGUGGAAUUAACAUAUGAAAAAAAUAGCGGAUACUUCAUAUGAGGAUUCUACAGUCGGUAUUGCGAAGAGCAAGAGAUGCUGUUGUGUUUGGUAACACCGCCCGAUGUACAUCAAUUUGACACGGCAGUUAAAGACCGAAACGGAACUACACGGUUUACAGUACAAUAUAUACUAUAUA
Penaeus indicus is the source of this 2029-nucleotide messenger RNA. Its product is annotated as probable peptidoglycan muropeptide transporter SLC46. Gene Ontology annotation, cellular component: membrane. The transcript is spliced from 5 exons. Gene Ontology annotation, molecular function: transmembrane transporter activity. Lineage: Eukaryota; Metazoa; Arthropoda; Malacostraca; Decapoda; Penaeidae. Gene Ontology annotation, biological process: transmembrane transport. The coding region runs from base 335 to 1786 and encodes 483 amino acids. The record is from RefSeq and is a predicted model, not a curated record.